CAUGGGGUUGCAGAGUCAGACACAACUGAGUGACUGAACAACAAGAUGGAUGUAAUACACAAAUGAUUUUUGAAGAUAUAAGACUGUAUGUUGUGAAAGAUGUCUGGAGGCUUAACGAUUAUAGUCAGAUGCCUGAGGUCAUACCCUGACCCAGUGAAUUUAGGUCAGCCUUUCCUCUCUUUAGUUACUUCAUCUGUAAAAUGGAAACAGGUAAUAGAGUCAUUCAAACAGUUGGCAAUAAUGUAAAGUGCUUGCCACACUAUCUGGAAUAUCCUGAGGUUUCAAUAAAUACUAUUAUCAUACUUAAACUCUGCAACACCUGACAUAGCAUCUUUCCAUGCUCCUGCCUCAUUCUUUUAUAUAGCAUAGAUGUAAGUUGUAAGAAUGUACCGUAAUUCAUCAGUCCUGUAUCAUAUUAAUGGAUAUUUAGGUGGUUUCCAGUUCGUAGUGCACUGUAAACUGUUCCAGUGAACAACUUUGGGUAUCUUUUGUAUUAUUCCUCUGAGAAAUGUCACAUUCUAGAGUCUGGGGGGGUUAAGAGAGGUAUUUAUUUACAAAUACCAAGCAUGGUGCCUUUAUGAAGGAUAAUGCUGGAAUGGGCACUGCCCAUUUCAAGAUCAUUGUUGCUCUGCAGGAUUUUGGGCCCAUAUUUGGCCUGUCUGUCUCUAAUCCAUUGUAUUCCUACCCCAUGAGCAGUAGAAAUUUGUGCUUUACUGUACACAUUUUAUGUAUUAAAAAUGUAUUGUAAAUUAAAGAGGAUAUGUCUUCCAGUUUCAGGGCCUUCAUUCUGAGUCCUUGUGUCCUAGUGAAUUUGUGUAAGAUAGAUUGCUAGAGGUGAAAUUGCUAGACAUAGCUUUAAAAAAAAAUUUGGUGAGUCCUGAUUGUUUUUAAAAAUUAUAUGCCAAGUUCACCUCCUUUGUGAUGGAUAAGAGUGCUGAUUUUCUUUUCUUUUUUUUUUUUUUGAGUGCUGAUUUUCUUAUACCAUUGCUAACAUUAAAUGUUUAUAAUAAGUCUUUCAUUUUACCAGAUAUACAUCAGCCCUCUCCAGUCUGACAGAAAGAAAUGAUUGUCUUAAUGUGCUUCCUUGAUUUGCAGUGAAACUUUUAAAAAAGUUGAUAUAAGAACAUGUUAAGGAUACAGGUUUCCCUCGCUAUCCAAAAGAGAGGGGUCCUAUGAAACCUUUUGUAAGUCAAAAUGGCAUAAAAUGAAGCAGCAGCUACCUUACAUGCAUCUUGCUAACAGAUGCACAGAAUAAAUUGAGAUAAAGCAUAGUAGCUCACAGACACAGUUAAAAGUUAUAGCAGUUUGAUAGUGAACAUACAUAUUUCCUUGGGAAAGAAGGUUGGUAGUAGUGCCAUUCUUGCCACUCAGGGUGCAGGCUACCUCUGAAACAGCUUGCGGAACAAACGAACAGUGUUUUUGCUUUUUGCCUUUUUUUUUGUAAAAGUGAAAAUCCUCCUUGGAUUUCAUUCAGUCAGUGAAAACAAAAACUAAUGUAGUUUUUCAUUGGAGUGUGGAGUGUUCCUUACUUUCGUCCUUGACUUGAAGUGGUCAUCAAUAUACCAUAUCCGUGACUGAUCAUCCUUUGACUGUUUGAAAGUAUGGCUGCAUAACUGGUUUACAAAUCAUAGGAACUUACAGCAUUUGAGUUAGCUUUAUAAUUAUUGCAGCAGAGUGGUUCUUAAUGUUUCACAGGGCAAGUAUUGUUUAAACUGGAUGCCUAAGCUUUUGAAACAAGUCUCUAGCCAAAAUAAGCAGCCUACAUUCAUAUUCCAGUUUCACAAAAAUGUUGCCAUUUCUAAGUACCCUGAUUAGAUUUAGAUCCUUGACAGCCUAGCAUGGGGAAGGGGGGACAGAUUUUUGUGUUUGGAAACUGGUCUUCUGUGACAUAAAUGUGUUACAGUAUUUAAAUUUUUAAUUUGCCAUCCAAAGCAGGGAAGAGCUUUAAUGACCCCACGUAAUAAAAGUGACACAACUAAUGGCAGAGGUGAGGUCAGAGCAGCAUAACUAGUAGAAGUGAAAUCAGCCUUGCUUUCUCUUUAUCAGAUGGCUUUUGGGUUGAGAACAGAUUUUGUGGACCGAGUUUUGAAUGCCUUUACACCAGAAGUCAUGUGGUUUUUACCCUGUUUUAGGAGGGUAAUGCUUGGUAGCAGUGUGGAUGGCAGACUGGCAUAGCCAGGGAAUAGAAGGAGUGGGACCAGGAUGCCAAGAGUCAGAACAAGUAUUGGAAUGGAGUUGUUAUAUAAAAUGUUGUUGAAGUUUAAAAAACAAGAAAAAAGUAAAGAUGGGCAUGUGUUGUGUGCAAGCUUUGCCUUGUUGUAAAUUAUUUUAAAUAUUAUAAAGAAAAUGCCCUAUGCUAUAAGAGAACUCUGAAAAUAUUUAGUAUUGUGCUCUCUCCCUCCCUCCUGACCCCCAAAAAAGUAGAGUUGGGGGAGGAGUGUUUGCUGCCCUUUGUAACUUUGUGCAUGUGUGCUCGCUCAGUCCUGUCCAACUCCUCAUGACCCCGUGGACUAGCCCACCAGGCUCCUCUCCCUUGGGACUUUCUAAGCAAGGAUAAGGGAGUGGGUUGCCAUUUCCUCUUCCAGGGGAUCUUCCCCUUCCAGGAUCGAACUCACCUUCUUCAUUGGCAAGCAGAUUCUUUACCACUGAGCCACUGGGAGAGCCCUUUGUAAUUUUGAAGGGUAGGGUACAAUUUAUCUCUUGCUCUGAUCUAGAAAGGAUUAAGAUUUAAAAGGGCUUUAGUCAUAUUUUGAAAACUGACAAGUUGUUUACAUUAAAGGUGGAUGAAGAGGAUGGAUCAGAGCAGAGGUAUAAUAAUUUUUAGUACCCUAGAAAUUAGAGUACUAAAAUAGUUCUUACAGAAGUACAGUGAUUUUUGGAUUUUUGUAGAGAACUUGCUGGAUGGCCAUCAGUUUUGCUCUUAAGAAUUCAGGCAGUAGCCUAAAAGUAGACAACGAAUAUGUUCAUGAGAUGAAGGUGAACCAGUUAUUCAGGAAAAGCACAAGCAUUCUUUAUAUUUAAAUGGAAAACCAGAAAGAAAUUUUAAUGGAUCACAAAUACUAUCGUUCUGUAUCUAGUUUUUUUCCUUAUUGUUUUAUAUAAUUGUAGAAGUUAUUUUUUUUAAUAGUUAAGUCUGAAGAAAACUGCAUAUUGGUAAAAAUGUCUCUAAAAAGUGAUGGACUGUGGACAGAUGGCUUCUGUGUUCAAGAAUUUGAGGAAGAGCUUUGCAUUCUUAGGAUUGAUAGCUAGCUGUCUGGUGUAUGGUUCCAGGAGAAAUUCUGUAAAGGAGAACUUUUCAAAUUACCCAACAUUAGAAUGUAUAUAUUAUUUUUGUUAGAAAUAGGACAGCAGUAAAGAAGAUGCUUAAAUGUUUGUCCCUCUCCUUAAUUUCUAAUAUUAAAAUUAAAUGUAAAAAUUUGACUUCUUCCAUUCAAUCAUAGCUAAUGUUUCUACAUGUCAGACAUUCAGAGAAUCUGGCAUCCUAGAAUCCGAGUCUAACUACUUGGGCUAAGCUUAAGCCAUUUUUAUUGGAGGCAUAGGUGUCAUGUACCUUUCAGAACAUGCGUUUAUUUCUUUCCUUUCAUUUGGUUGUGAUUUAUUUUUAUUUCUUUCAUAUGUGUUCUUGAAUUAGUAUAUAUUCUAUAUAUAACUUGUAUUAAAUAUGUAUACAUAUAGAGAUAAGUGAUAUAUAUGUUCUUUUUUGAAUUACGUGAGUUGAGUAAAUCUGGUUUUAUCUUCUAUGCUGUGACUACAUUUUUAAUAAACAUUUACAGCUGGGGUAUGAUUUGUUUCCCCAUGAGACUGUUAAUGUGGAAACUAAUGUAGAUAUAAACAUUUUUCCCCCCCAAUUAAAGUAAGCAAACUUGGUGUGAAUUUAGAAGUCUGAGCCUAUAUCCAGUAUUUUUGGUAAUAUAGUUGAAAUAGACAGUGGGCUUUCCUAGCAUUGUUUUUUGUGUGACAGUGAAGAACCUGAAUAUUUGAGAAAGAAAAAAAAUGAGUCUGCAAGAAAGUGUAAUGCCACAGAGAAUGAGCACCCAUAUUUUGGUGAUAUUCAAACUCAACUGGUAAUGAAUUUAGCCUCUUCAGAAAGGAAGAGAAUGCAGAUGAACUAUUACUUGCUCAAAAAAGAAAAAAGAAAAAAAUCAGUAGAGGUUUAAGUUAGGAAAACAUGAAUUCAGUUUAUACUUGACUUGAAAGCUCUCAUUGCUUGCUUGAACCAAAUCUGGCUAGAAUGAACUUUAUUUUCUUUACUGGCUCUACUUACAUUAAAAUCCUUUAUAAAAAGUAUUUAUAAUCCUGGGGUGGUCAUGAAGGGCUGUAGUUUACUUGGAGAAAUUCAUAUGAAGCAAUGAACAAUGCACAAGAAUUUAAUUACGCUAAGAUAUGUGUCCAGUUACAACACAGGGAUCACAGCAAACACAGCCUCCACAGAAGCACUAUGGCAUUACUUCUCCCAUCAGCUUAGCAGCGCCCAAGGAGACUGACUGCCUGCUCACACAGAAGCUCGUGGAGACGCUGAAGCCCUUUGGGGUUUUUGAAGAGGAAGAGGAACUGCAGCGCAGGAUUUUAAUUUUGGGAAAAUUAAAUAACUUGGUGAAAGAGUGGAUACGAGAAAUCAGUGAAAGCAAGAAUCUUCCACAAUCUGUAAUUGAAAAUGUUGGUGGGAAAAUUUUUACAUUUGGAUCUUAUAGAUUAGGAGUACAUACAAAAGGUGCUGAUAUUGAUGCAUUGUGUGUUGCACCAAGACAUGUUGAUCGAAGUGAUUUUUUCACCUCCUUCUAUGAUAAGUUGAAAUUACAGGAAGAAGUAAAAGAUUUAAGAGCUGUUGAAGAGGCAUUUGUACCAGUUAUCAAACUGUGUUUUGAUGGGAUAGAGAUUGAUAUUUUGUUUGCAAGAUUAGCACUGCAGACUAUUCCAGAAGACUUGGACUUAAGAGAUGACAGUCUGCUUAAAAAUUUAGAUAUUAGAUGUAUAAGAAGUCUUAACGGUUGCAGGGUAACCGAUGAAAUUUUACAUCUAGUACCAAACAUUGACAACUUCAGGUUAACCCUGAGAGCUAUCAAACUGUGGGCCAAACGCCACAACAUCUAUUCCAAUAUAUUAGGUUUCCUCGGUGGUGUUUCCUGGGCUAUGCUAGUAGCAAGAACUUGCCAGCUUUAUCCAAAUGCAAUAGCGUCAACUCUUGUACAUAAAUUUUUCUUGGUAUUUUCUAAAUGGGAAUGGCCAAAUCCAGUCCUAUUGAAACAACCUGAAGAAUGCAAUCUUAAUUUGCCUGUAUGGGACCCAAGGGUAAACCCCAGUGAUAGGUACCAUCUUAUGCCUAUAAUUACACCAGCAUACCCACAACAGAACUCCACGUACAAUGUGUCCGUUUCAACACGGAUGGUCAUGGUUGAGGAGUUUAAACAAGGUCUUGCUAUCACAGAUGAAAUUUUGCUGAGUAAGGCAGAGUGGUCCAAACUUUUUGAAGCUCCAAACUUCUUUCAGAAGUACAAGCAUUAUAUUGUACUUCUAGCAAGUGCACCAACUGAAAAACAACGCCUAGAAUGGGUGGGCUUGGUGGAAUCAAAAAUCCGGAUCCUGGUUGGAAGUUUGGAGAAGAAUGAGUUUAUUACACUGGCUCAUGUGAAUCCCCAGUCAUUUCCAGCACCCAAAGAAAAUCCCGACAAGGAAGAAUUUCGCACGAUGUGGGUGAUUGGGUUAGUGUUUAAAAAGACAGAAAAUUCUGAAAAUCUCAGUGUUGAUCUCACCUAUGAUAUUCAGUCUUUCACAGAUACAGUUUAUAGGCAAGCAAUAAACAGCAAGAUGUUUGAGGUGGACAUGAAAAUUGCUGCAAUGCAUGUAAAAAGAAAGCAACUCCAUCAGCUACUACCUAGUCAUGUGCUUCAGAAAAAGAAAAAGCAUUCAACAGAAGGCGUCAAGUUGACACCUCUGAAUGACAGCAGCCUCGACUUGUCUAUGGACAGUGAUAACAGCAUGUCUGUGCCUUCACCUACUAGUGCUAUGAAGACCAGUCCAUUGAACAGUUCUGGCAGCUCUCAGGGCAGAAACAGUCCUGCUCCAGCUGUAACAGCAGCAUCUGUGACCAACAUACAGGCUACUGAAGUUUCUGUGCCACAAGUAAAUUCCAGUGAAAGCUCAGGGGGUACAUCGAGUGAAAGCAUUCCUCAAACUGCCACACAACCAGCCAUUUCAUCACCACCAAAGCCUACGGUCUCCAGAGUUGUUUCCUCAACACGUCUGGUAAACCCACCACCGAGACCUUCAGGAAAUGCAGCAGCAAAGAUAGCUAAUCCUAUAGUAGGAGUCAAGAGGACGUCCUCACCUCAUAAAGACGAGAGCCCCAAGAAAACCAAAACAGAAGAGGAUGAAACAAGUGAAGAUGCUAACUGUCUUGCUUUGAGUGGACAUGAUAAAACAGAAACAAAGGAACAACUUGAUACAGAGACAAGUACAACUCAAUCAGAAACCAUUCAGACAGCGACUUCUCUGUUGGCCUCUCAGAAAACAUCCAGUACAGACCUUUCUGAUAUCCCUGCUCUCCCUGCAAACCCUAUUCCUGUUAUCAAGAAUUCAAUAAAACUGAGAUUGAAUCGGUAAAAACAACCUCAGGGGUCCAGAAACAAUGUCUGCCAACUCAACCUGUUGUCUUCAAAUGCUAAAAAAGGAAUGGAGGGUGCAAGACUAGACAUGACUGAAAGUGGAUUGAGGGUUUUUUGUGACCUCCCUUACUGGGCUAAUCAGCACUUGAUCGGAAGUCCAGGUUAGUAUGUGAAGCCAGGAGUACUAUUAUUAUUGUGUUAGCAACAGUUGCAUUAACUAUUUCAAAAAAUUACUGCCUUUUAAAAAAAAAACCUCAAGCUAUAUUUGUAUUCAUAAUUGACAUCUGGACUGGGUUUAUGUUUGCUGCAUUGUUUGGAAAAUUUGCAAUACAAACUGGCAUAAGAAUUCUUUAUUCUGAUGAUGCACUUUUAUGUAUUUUUUUUAUUAUUAUUAGAAAGUAGAAAUAAUUUUAGAUUUUCAGCUUGAUGGAUUUUCAUUUUUUCCUGAAGAAUUUCCUUUACCAUUAGUCUUCAAAUCGGAUGCCGUUGCGCAGUGGUGUAUUGUUAUGCUUCAGAGAAAGGAUAAGAGUACAUCUAGGUCAGUCCCUCUGAGGUAGCUGUAACCUUUAAAAUGAAAUGUCAACACUAGGGUAUAUAUUUGACAUUGAAAGCAUAAUUAGGAAAUACUUCGUUUUGAUGGGGUCAUGAUUAAGAAAUGAUAUUGGUUUUUAUUUAUAGAAAUGUUUAGAGUGCAUACAAAUCAGCGAUCAGCCAGCAAAUAUUUUUCUUUGAGCUUGUUAAAGCUCUAUAUUCUUUUGCCUUCAAUCUGUUGUCUUUGAAACCAAGCUUUUUGCUCCCUCCCUCUUCUUCCCUCCCCCUACCCCUUUUGCUUGUAUGUGUAAGGUAGGACUUCUUUCAUAAAAAAACAAAAUGCCAGUAUUUUCUUAAGCCAUGAUGUGAAACCAGUGACUCUGUGGCUGUAUGGCACAGAACACUAAAUUUUGGUCCCAUGGCUGAAACUUUAGGGUGACUAAAAAUAAUGCCUGUGAAACAUGAUAUCUAUCUUGGAUGGCCGUUUGAUCUCUAAAUAUGAGGAAUUUUGUACACUCCACAGAACUCCUGUCUAUAGUAAAGUUGAUUUUCAAUAUUAAAUGUGGGCAAAAAGGCAUUUUCUCCAAGAAUUUUAAACUAAUUUUUAUUUUUAAAUGGUUGACCAAAACUUGUCAGUAAAUUUUACAUGUGGAAACAUUUAAAAAUCAUUUCUAGCAAGCACUUGACAUCUAGUCAGCUCUUUACUCCUUUUUCUGUUUUGUUUUAUCCUCUCAGUAAAUAAUUCCUCAUAAUUAAGCAGCAGAGCAUUCAUCUUUACAAAUACAUGAGGGAAGCCAGAUGUUGAUAAACUUAUUCUUUCUUAAUCUGGACAAAGCAAACCUAACAUUUUUCUGGUGAGCAUGUUUUAUGAAUCCUCCAUUGUGCUCCAUUCUAUCACAUGUGCAUUUUUCAUGUUAAACUGCAAUUACUUAACCUCUUCCCUGUUCCCUCUAAAUUAAUUUUCCAGAGUUGGAGUGUAGUCUUUCCCCCCCCAGGCUACGCAUUAAUUGCGGCUUUCUUUCCGCCAUACUUUGUAGUCUCUAGCACACAGUGUCCUCCUUCCCACACCUUGGCCCUGCACAGCCGCCUUGCCGCCCCAGCGCCCGCGCGGACGAGACGGUCAGGCCAGCAGGUGAAGGCUGCAGGGCGGCUGUGUGCUUCGGUAGCUGAGUUAGAUCGAAACCGCCAGGCACAGACUUAGUCUUGUCAUUUUGUUUACACAUUGGGGAAAAAGAAUUCAGUUUAUUAAACGUUUCAUGUACCUGCACCCAAGUUUUGCCAAGCUGGGAACUUGGACAUUUUCUGUGUAGUGACUUUUUAAUUCUAGUUUUCAUAACCUGGAGAUCAGACUGUUGCUUUCGCAUGAUGUACGUAGUGUCUCAUGACUGGAGUUUGCUUUGUUUUAUAGUAUCUGUACUCCUUGUAUUUUUCAAGAGCUAUUUUGUAAACAGAUGAUGUAUUUCUCCAUUGAAAACACAAUAAAAAAAAAAAACAGCACAAUCCCACAGUUGGCUGAUUUCUUUUGACUGACUUUUUUUAUUUUUUCAGUGAUUCCAUUAUUGCUACUCGUAAGUUAUAGUAUAGCUGUCAGUGAAGAUUUGCUGAAGAAUUUACUUUGGUUACUUUUAGGAAAUCUCUAUAUCUGAUUAAUUUAUGCCACUAGUAGCAGCCUAAUAAUAAUUGAUAUCUCACAUAAUCAGGUAUUUGUUUUUCCUAUAAUUGGUCAUUAGGGAAGAAAACAUGAAUAUAGUACUUGAUAAUUAAUUUUCAGCUGACCCAUCCUCCAAAAUACUUGCUCUGUUUGUAUAGACACCGUCUCUUUUCUUUGUAUUUAUUCCAUGUAGACAGCAGUGUACCUACCGCUGCUGUGCUUGCUUUCAAAGCUGGUGGUUUUCAAAGCAGUUGGUGCUUUAUAUCUAAUGUCAGCAGGUGGCACUGUUGUUUUUCAGUGACUUUAGGAUCCUGCGUUUCUCAUUUUAUUAAACGCAGAUCAGAUUCUACUUUUCUUAAACCUUUAAAUGGUCAACAAGGCAUACAUAACUUACAGGUUAGGAAUGGACUCUCUGUGCAUGUGAUGGUCAGCGUUUGGGUAUGGUUAUCUUAGAGGCUUUGAGUGGAGGGAUUGACGUCCUUAUGUUAAAUUUUUAUUUCACGGGAUGUGCAGUUGUGCAUAUUUUCAUUCAUGAAACUCUAGAUUCUAAUACCUUUACUGUAUGUAAAAAUAAUAUCUGAUUGCAGUGUGGAAUAACCUUUUAUUAAGGAACAUUUAACUUUUGGGACUAUUCAACAAGAGACUAUCCAACAAGGGACUAUUUAACAAGAGAAACUUGUUAAAAACUACCCUUGACUCCGUUGCUAACACGUACAGAAUAGAGCUUACCAUCCCUACUUUGAUGAGACACCCAACAUGGAACUGGCUGUUGCGACUUUGUGAGUUUUGUCACCCGUAUGGCCUUUUGACAUUUCAUGCAUCUUGCUGAAUUAGUAAAAUGAUAAUUGAAAAUGUGUUUUGUGGUUCUGGGUAUAUUCUGGAAUAAAGUUUGUAUUUUUCUAAUUAA
This is a messenger RNA of Odocoileus virginianus texanus, 9691 nucleotides long. RefSeq names its product poly(A) polymerase alpha (gene PAPOLA). The record is from RefSeq and is a predicted model, not a curated record. Gene Ontology annotation, cellular component: nucleus. Lineage: Eukaryota; Metazoa; Chordata; Mammalia; Artiodactyla; Cervidae. Gene Ontology annotation, molecular function: poly(A) RNA polymerase activity; RNA binding.